CACAUUAUUUUCUUAGUCAAGUGUACCAUGCGAGUAACAAUAAUGUGGACGAUUUUAUUAAUUCUCAUUCUCGGCUCUGUGGAAAUUUUGUCUUGCAAAUACGACUUCAAACAUCCACAUUAUCUUCCUCAGCCUGAAAAUACAUUUCCGUAUAAGAUCAGAGCUACAAGUUACGAAUAUAGUCCAGGAACAACAAUAACUUUGUCAAUUAGUGGAGAUACUUUCAAUAGUAUCUACGUACAGGCAAUUGAUGGGGAUAGCAAUGAGGCCAUAGGAACUUGGAGAAGAGCUCAGGGAAGUGUUCCAAUUGAUGCUUGCAGUGCUGUAUUGCAUUCAAGUUACGAAGACAGCACAGAUUCCAUUGAACUCAAAUGGGUUUCCCCAGUUGAUGGGAAUGGAAAAGUUGUUUUUGGGGUGCAUAUCGUCAAGAACCUCACGACUUUUUGGAUAAUAGUUGUCAGGCGUGACUUACUGAUACAGGAAGAACUAAAAUCAACCAAUUCGACUACAAUAUCAACUACCUAAAUUAAACUGUCGAGUUAAUAAAAUAUGUUUAUGUUGUAGCAGAAAUAUGAAUGAGAGAAUCUAACGUAAUAGAUAAAAUUCGUUAUAAUUUUAGUCGUUGACAAAAUUUGAAAGUAAAACAAUCAAAUCAUUCUGUAAGGCGAGUAAGGCGGUAUUUAGACUAGAGGUUUAGCCCAGUUUCCGAAGGUCUCCAAAUUCUAUUUAGCGAGCAAUUUUAUUGCUUUUUGAGAGCCUAAUAGGUUAAUUGUUUUUUAUAAUCCAAUCCUAAGUUUAAUCUUUUCAAAAAUUCGUGAUUUAUAAGGAAUUAGAGAAGUUAAGCCAUAUGGCUAAGCCUUAGGUCUGAAGCUCGUAUAAGGAAUGCAAAGAAUUUAUUUUCAUUUAUUUUUAUUUAUUUUUUCAAUUUAUUUAUAAAACCAACAACAAAAUGCAUAAAAUCUAAUCUUAAAUGUAUUGCUGAUCGGAUAAUGGAAUUUUAAAAAUCUUAAUAUUUAUUACAUUGCAUGAAUUUGUUCUAGAGUGAAAGGAACGUCUAUUGACACUAAGAACUCGUGUCAGCACCUAUUGAUCUAUUGAUCCUAAAUGUACCAUUUGGGAUAUAUAAUUUGAACAUCUCUGUUUAUAGUAAAAGAUAUAUUAUAGAAAAAACGUUAUAUUACUCAUAUUUUACUAGAUACAUUAAAUAAUUUUCAAUGUUUUGACAAAAGUUUCAAUAGGGGUUCCCUGUCGAACAGACGUUCCUCCGACCCUACUCAGAAAAAAAAGUUUGUAGAAAAGGAGUUAAAGUUUUGUAGUUUCCAUAUAAAAAGUUACAAAUGGAGGUAGAAUGUGGUUCCAAUACAAAAGUUUGUAAAAAGGUUUGUAGUUUUACAGCCGAAUUUGUAAUUUAGCAUCUUUACAAACUAGGUUUGUACAGCUACAAACCUUGGAGUUAAAAGUUUGUAACUCAUUCAAUUUACAAACAAAGGUUUGUUCAGCUACAAACUUUGGAGUUAAAGGUUUGUAGGUCGCUUAUUUUACAAACCUUUUGCUUUAGAACAAACUUAUUUGUAAAGAGCUGUAAUUGUAAUGAAAUAUUUAUUACUUUUUUAUUUUUCUUUUACUUUUAAUCUCUCAACAUAUAAAAAAGCAGAUUUAUUGGGUUCUCGGUUAAUUUUUAAUAAAAUUACAUGUGCUAAUGUGUGUGUGAGUGAGAGAAAUGGACUACAGAGGAUGAACUGGGUUUACAAUAGUGACUACUUUUUUCUCUUUCAGAUAAUAUGACUGAUUUUGUCUAAAUAAUAGAUUUAAAUACAAUUAGCUUUAGAUUGGAAAUUUAUGAUUACAAAAAUGGCAAAACAAUUAAAAACCUACUUGAAGUAGCGUUCAUUCAUAUAAAAUUAAACCCGGUUAUUUUCAGAUAACAUAUUGUAAACGCACAAAACGUUGAAUUCAAAUCCAGUUUGAGUCAACAACAGUGGCGCUGUUGUUGACUUUAAAAAAAUGUAACUUUUUGUUAAUUGUUGUUAUGAAAAUACAAUAUAAUUUACUUUAAAAA
Messenger RNA from Phlebotomus papatasi, 2059 nucleotides. RefSeq names its product putative defense protein 1. The transcript has 3 exons. NCBI's taxonomy places the organism in Eukaryota, Metazoa, Arthropoda, Insecta, Diptera, Psychodidae. Bases 28 to 525 code for a protein of 165 amino acids. The record is from RefSeq and is a predicted model, not a curated record. Gene Ontology annotation, molecular function: oxidoreductase activity, acting on metal ions.